AUGCAGAGGAACGAGAUAUUGCGGCUCGGACCGGCUGAAGCGAGCCGGGUGAUUUUUGUAUAUAAGCCGAGCUCUGCCCGUCGCAGCCCCACAUCACAAAGCCCACAAGCCUUUCACCUCCCCCCGACUACCCCGCCCCGCAAACCAACCCAAAAUCAUCUGAAUCUCCCAGCCGGCACCAACGCGAAUCACCCAACGACGAGAACGACGCAGAAGCAGCCUGGGAGUCCGAGCAAAGGACCACACGAUCAAGAAGCCGCGCGAGCCAGCACGGACGCGAUGCCGACGCUAAUCCAACUGAUACUGGCCACGAUGGUGGUGGGAGUGACCGGGCUGCGCGUGCCGGAAGACACGCGAGCGGGGAUGGCCGACGGACUGAUAGCCCGGGGGCCCGGGGCAGAAGUGGCGAGCGAGACGGCGACGAUGGCCGGGGUGCGGGGCGGGCUGGAGGGGUAUGUCGGAUGGGGAUACCUCUCCCGGGCGGCGAUCCCGGGGCUUCUCACGGGGCUCGGGCCCCUGCUCAGUCCGGACCCGGACUUCCACCCGGGCGCCACUGGGAACGGCGGGCUGGACGACCUGGCCGGCUGUGUCUCGCAGCUCAUCCGGCUCCAGGGCGCCGCCCCCGCCGGCUCCGGCUGCGUCUCGUCGACCGGCCGAACGCUGUCCGGGAUCCGAGCGUUGGUCAACUUAGCCCUCGAGCAAUAUGUCGGAAUCUUCUCCACUAAGACCGUUGAAGAGAUCCUGGAUCUCGUCGACGCCAGGCUAUCCGGCCUCGUCCCCUCUCAGCACGAGCUGUCGAGGAUCAUCCAUGACGCGUUCCUGUCCGUCGGAGCCUCCUUGACCGGAAACGGGGUGACGGCGAUCGAGAAGUGUGAAGACUGCAUCGCGCGGCAGCUAGCGGGAGAGGACGAGGGGCCAGCAGGAUCCUGUGUUGUGCUCCCGGGGGGCCCGCUGGGGCCGGCGUCGGCGGCUAUCGCCGGGGUGCUGGAGCAGAUGGCGGGCGUUUUGCCGGCGAGUGUGCUGGAGCAGGUCGCCGGCGUGGUCCGCUUCCAUCUGGCCUACCCGCCGCUCGCCGGGCGCUUUAUGGCGAUGGCCAGCCCCAGCCCGAGACUCUCGGCCACCCUCCUCGCCGUCCUCUACUCCGCCGCACUCACCCACUUCCUGCUUCCCCCGCCACAAGACACCCACCCCCACCCCCACGCCCACCCCGCCCUGCCCAGCCUGCCCCUCAGACACUCCUCCCUGGCCACCCUCCUCCCGCACAUCACCGACUCUCUCUCUCUCUCAGUCUCGACGGUGUACAGGUACUUCAGGAUCGGCUUCAAGGCCGACAUCUGCCGCUCGAUCACCUUCGACCUCGUCAACUACCUCGGCCAAUUCGUCCUCUUCCACUUCCUCUGCUCGCCCUCCGCCCCCACCCCCUCCACCCCCGGAGACGCCCAGCAGCAGCUGCUCCUCGACCCUGCUGCCGACGAUGGACCAGAAGAGAGCGGGCGGGCGCGGCGGGACAUGCGGACGCAACGGGCGCGCAUCGAGGAGCGCAAGACCCGCAACAUGCUCCUCAUGAGUCUGCUCACCUGGAUCCUCAUCAGCCUCCUCGACGGCCUCGUCUCCUUCCUCCUCGAACGGUCCCUGAGUGCGCGGAUCGAGACGGACGUGCAAGCCUACCUGUCCAAGCUGCGUCUGGACCAGUACUUCCUGCUCAAGCCAUCAGAGAGUGCGGGGCCGACAGACAUCCUGCGCCAGUUCCCGGCCCACGACCGGCCGAUGAUCGACCACCAACUCCUCGCCCCCGCCGUCACCUUGCCCUACUUCUUCAGCAGCGCCGCACUCAUCUCCCUGCCCUCAGACUUCAUCCUCCUCGACCGUCUCCCCAUGCUCUCCCUCCACACUAAAUCCCUCUGGCUCGCCGGCCUCGUCGCCCGCAGACUGCUCUACUCGCUCAUCGCUUGGUUCCUCAAAAAUUAA
Messenger RNA from Puccinia triticina, 1968 nucleotides. RefSeq lists its product as uncharacterized. The transcript has 9 exons. The record is from RefSeq and is a predicted model, not a curated record. Lineage: Eukaryota; Fungi; Basidiomycota; Pucciniomycetes; Pucciniales; Pucciniaceae. The coding region runs from base 1 to 1968 and encodes 655 amino acids.